GGAUGACUGGGUUUGGUGUCCCUGAAAUAUGUUGAGAGGAAGGGGGAAGGGGUCGUACGAAAAGAUUCAUCUCAUCGGUCAUUUCUUCUGGGAUGCUGUGAAAGGCAAAGCCAAACCCACUCCACCGCAAUCCGACGAUCUCAACGGCGGCCUAACCAACAGGGUUUCUCGUUUUCAUUUCGAUCCUCUUCAAUUUCGUUUCUGCUCUCUUACUUCUGCCACUCCACGAUCUCCUGCUGGGUUUCCUCGUUUACCAAUGGAAAUGUAUUGAUAAGCCCCCCCUCCCCCCUCAGAAUAAGAUUGCAAAAACAACGAUCUUGUUGCAUAAACCUAUCUCUCAUCAUGGCGGUUGCUGAGAAUGUUGGACCCAAAAUCGGCUCUCCAAGUCAAAGUUUGGAAAACACUAUGGUUUCCUCCGAUUCUAAUGACCCCAAGGAUGUUGAAAAUCAGAAGCCUAAGAACGAUUCUACGCUUCCGAUGAAUGCAGAACCCGACUUUCAUCCCAACGCCAAUGAUCAGAAUAUGCAAAAGAAGGUACAUCUUCAGGAGAGAGCUGCUGCUGCGACUUCUUUUUCACUUCCUUCGCCCAAUUUCAAGGCCCAAAUGGGUCAGAUGCAGAACGGGUUUGAAACUAAUGGCCAGUCGUUGAUGGUGAAGUCUGCUUCUGGUUAUGGGAUGAAUCAGAGGCCUAAUGGAGUCAUAAAUGGAGCCGAUGGAGGGGACACCUUUAAGAGAGAUAUGAGGGAUCUGGAGGAGUUACUGUCCAAAUUGAAUCCCAUGGCUGAGGAAUUUGUCCCUCCUUCACUAGCCAAGAACUUUUCUGGUUACUUCGGGGGUGCUGGCCUUGGGUAUACUAGCGACUUUCUAUUGCAAGCUAAUUCUGUCAACAACGAAGGGAAUAAUAGUCGAAGGAAGAAGAAUGGUUUUAGUCAAGGGAGACGGAGGAUGAAUAAUAAGAUGAAUGCAGUGAAGCGGGAUGAGAUGACCCGUAGGACAGUGUAUGUAUCAGACAUCGAUCAGCAGGUGACUGAAGAGCUACUUGCUACUGUCUUUGCUAGCUGUGGAGAGGUUGUUGACUGUCGUAUCUGUGGUGAUCCCAACUCCAUUCUUCAUUUUGCCUUCAUCGAGUUCACUGAUGAAGAGGGUGCAAGGGCUUCCUUGAAUCUUUCAGGGACCGUGCUUGGUUUCUAUCCAGUCAGAGUGCUGCCCUCAAAAACUGCAAUAGCUCCGGUCAAUCCUGACUUCUUACCCAGGUCGGACGAUGAACGUGAGAUGUGCUCAAGAACUAUCUAUUGUACAAAUAUUGACAAGAAGGUUACUCAAGCAGAGGUCAAGCUGUUCUUUGAAUCACUAUGUGGAGAGGUUCAGCGCCUUAGGUUACUUGGAGAUUAUCAUCAUUCCACUCGUAUAGCAUUUGUUGAGUUUACAAUGGCUGAGAGUGCAAUUGCUGCACUUAAUUGCAGUGGAGUGGUGUUGGGUUCCCUGCCAAUAAGGGUGAGCCCAUCAAAGACCCCAGUUCGUCCUCGCUCUCCUCGUGCCCAGCUGAACUGAAUGCGGCCCUGCAUCCGUCCCAUGUUGGUCUGGUGCUCGAUAGAUAUAUUUAUAUAUAUUGCAUAUAUAUAUAUUAUGGUUAUAGAGAUAUGUUCAGAAGGGGUUGUGGGCUUUGGUGAUGCAUGGAUCCUCUGCAGUGGAGUCGGUACCUUUUUGUACCUUGAACUAGGUGUUGGUGAAUGAGAUAUUUGUUUAGUUUUUUAUAGAGUGGAUGGCAUUUUGAGGCUCUUAGUCGUUUAUCUCUGAUGAUGUUAUGGUGGAUGCACCGGUGGAUUCUGUAGGGUUGGUCCCUGGGUACACUUGGAUCUUUCUUUCAAUGUUUCUAACUGGAAACUCUUAAUCAACUCUCCGCUCUUUAGUCUUUUUCUCGA
Messenger RNA from Benincasa hispida (wax gourd), 1922 nucleotides. RefSeq names its product polyadenylate-binding protein-interacting protein 12. NCBI's taxonomy places the organism in Eukaryota, Viridiplantae, Streptophyta, Magnoliopsida, Cucurbitales, Cucurbitaceae. Gene Ontology annotation, molecular function: RNA binding. The record is from RefSeq and is a predicted model, not a curated record.